Sorghum bicolor (sorghum) is the source of this 2443-nucleotide messenger RNA. RefSeq names its product protein DETOXIFICATION 42. The coding region runs from base 457 to 2154 and encodes 565 amino acids. Gene Ontology annotation, cellular component: membrane. The transcript is spliced from 14 exons. The record is from RefSeq and is a predicted model, not a curated record. Gene Ontology annotation, biological process: transmembrane transport. Lineage: Eukaryota; Viridiplantae; Streptophyta; Magnoliopsida; Poales; Poaceae. Gene Ontology annotation, molecular function: xenobiotic transmembrane transporter activity; antiporter activity.
CGCCGCGCACGCCUUCGUGGCUUCGUCGCCUUUGCCCUUUGCGAUUUGCGUCGCGGGGAGUGUUUGGAUGCUGCCUGCGCUGAGCUGCUUUUGCCUUUGCAUGCCGCCUAUUUAUAGAGCCACCCAACCAGCCAACCCCGGCAAGGCAAGUGAGCAGCACAGCAGCAGCAGCAGCAGCAAGCAAAGAAGCCCGCGGCUGGCCUCCGUACCCCGCCGGCCGGACGUGCGCGUGGUAGCUAGUUUUUCGGUCAGGCCAGAGCUGAUCGUCUCCUGAUAAGCAAGCGCCGCACGGCAACGGCACACGCGACGUGGAGGUGUAUAAGUACGGGUGCGUCUCCCGCUGCUGCCUGCCGCGACAUCUCCCGCUCCCGCUCCCUCUCGCUCUCUCGCCGGUGCGAGCGCUGAGAGCUCAGGCGAGGAGCGUCUAGCUAGCUCAGUACCUGGUUGAAGCAGAGCAUGGAGGACAACGGUGCCGCUGCCGCCAACGCUGCUCCAGCGACGAGCAUGCUGCCAGCUGCCGAGAAGCACGUGGCGAUCCCUGAUGACGCCGCGGCGGCGGCGGCAGCUACGAACGCUACCGCCGGCGAGGAGAACAAGGUGGAGGAGGAGGACGCGCCGGAGCCCGCAUUAUUGGCCUGCGGGCCGAGGAAGACGGGGCUCCAUCUUUUCGUCAUGAACAUCAGGAGCGUCUUCAAGCUCGACGACCUCGGAUCGGAGGUGCUCCGCAUUGCAGUGCCCGCCUCGCUCGCUUUGGCGGCCGAUCCGCUCGCCUCCUUGGUGGACACGGCGUUCAUCGGCCGUUUAGGUUCGGUGGAGAUUGCCGCUGUUGGUGUUUCAAUCGCCAUAUUUAACCAGGUCUCGAAAGUCUGUAUCUACCCUCUUGUUAGCGUUACAACAUCAUUUGUCGCGGAGGAAGACGCUAUCAUCAGUAAAGCUAUCGAAGAAAAGAGCAGUCAAGACCUGGAGAAAGCUUCCCAUGUGGAUUCAGAAACCAACAAUUUGCCUGCAUCUGGUCCUGAUUUGGCAGAAUGCGUGAACUCAUGCAUCCCCACAGAGUGUACAGAUCUCCCCAACCAAGGGUGCAAGAAGAGGUACAUACCAUCGGUCACGUCAGCACUAAUAGUUGGUUCAAUUCUCGGACUGCUUCAGGCUGUCUUCCUGGUUUUUUCAGCGAAAUUUGUACUAAACAUCAUGGGUGUUAAAUCUGGAUCCCCAAUGCAAAAACCUGCAGUUCGCUACCUAACAAUAAGAUCUCUUGGUGCCCCUGCUGUGCUAUUGUCUCUGGCCAUGCAAGGGGUUUUCCGGGGAUUCAAGGACACGAAGACACCAUUAUAUGCUACUGUGGUCGGGGACGCGGCGAACAUCAUACUAGACCCAAUUUUGAUGUUUGUUUGCCAUAUGGGCGUCACUGGUGCAGCUAUUGCUCAUGUUGUUUCUCAGUACCUGAUAACAUUGAUAUUGUUGUGCCGGCUCGUCCAGCAAGUUGAUGUUAUCCCACCUAGCAUUAAAUCUCUGAAAUUUGGGCGAUUUCUUGGAUGUGGAUUCCUACUGCUUGCAAGGGUUGUUGCGGUGACGUUCUGCGUCACGUUGGCGGCGUCCCUGGCUGCUCGCCAUGGACCAACCAUCAUGGCAGGCUUCCAAAUCUGCUGUCAGCUCUGGCUGGCCACAUCUCUCCUUGCCGAUGGAUUGGCCGUGGCAGGACAGGCAGUGCUUGCAAGUGCGUUUGCCAAGAAUGACAAGAAGAAGGUUGUUGCCGCGACGUCCCGUGUGUUGCAGCUGAGCAUUGUCCUGGGCAUGGGUCUCACUGUCGUGCUGGGACUUGCUAUGAGGUUCGGGGCUGGCAUUUUCACAAGCGACCUGCCCGUGAUCGAAGUCAUUCACAAAGGCAUCCCGUUUGUUGCCGGCACACAGACCAUCAAUUCCCUGGCCUUCGUGUUUGAUGGCAUCAACUUUGGAGCAUCAGACUACACAUACUCUGCUUACUCCAUGGUUGCUGUUGCGUCCGUGUCGAUACCAUGCUUGGUGUACCUUUCUGUGCAUAACGGAUUCAUCGGUAUAUGGAUCGCAUUGACGAUCUACAUGAGCCUGAGGACCAUAGCUAGCACCUGGAGGAUGGGGGCAGCCAGGGGACCAUGGAAGUUUCUCCGGAAGUGAUGAUGGAUUGGCUUCGAAGAUGAUCUGUGGCACACUGCUGAUAGAUAAGGCUGCACAGGCGCCUCUCAUGUAGCAUCAGCAUAGUAUAGUACGUGUUCUGCUGGUGUUGGAUAUCGGAGGUAGAUGUAGCUAUGGGCCUAUCCGUUUCCUGAUCGUCUGACUUGUGGCCUUGCGUGGAGAGUUUACGUUGCCCCUUCGAUUCAUGUUGUAUCACGCCAGGAUGGCAGUUUUAAUACUGUACCAUGCAUCGGUGUCUUUCUAUAGUAAUUCCAUUCUUAUCUCCCUUAUA